Messenger RNA from Suillus clintonianus, 1188 nucleotides. RefSeq names its product GNS1/SUR4 membrane protein. The record is from RefSeq and is a predicted model, not a curated record. The transcript is spliced from 8 exons. Lineage: Eukaryota; Fungi; Basidiomycota; Agaricomycetes; Boletales; Suillaceae. Gene Ontology annotation, biological process: fatty acid elongation, monounsaturated fatty acid; fatty acid elongation, saturated fatty acid; very long-chain fatty acid biosynthetic process. Gene Ontology annotation, molecular function: fatty acid elongase activity. The coding region runs from base 177 to 1055 and encodes 292 amino acids. Gene Ontology annotation, cellular component: endoplasmic reticulum membrane.
CGGUAGCGUUGUGUAUCGGAAGGGCAAGGCAAAUCCCGGGGCUACAUCACUGACCGCAGCUGCAGGUAAAAAGGCGUUGAAUUUGCGCCUCGACAUCAAUUACGCAGGUCUCCAUUCCACCACUUCGUCGAGCACUGUCCCCCUGUUUUUCCCUUUGAACCCGCAUCAUUCCAUAAAUGACCCCUUUCUCUGAUCUCCUACUUUCGAUAGUGCCAGCGGACUCUAUCCCCGCUCAUCUCAAAUCAUACAUUCCAGGCGUCUCGCCCUUCUCUACAUGGCCAGUGGUGUCAACCCUCAUUGCUUUCUAUCUCGUUUCCAUCCUCACGACACGCGAGUUCAUGAAAAACCGACCCUCAUUGAAACUACAGACGCUCUUCAGAUUUCAUAACGUGUUGCUCAGCACCGGCAGUCUUGUUCUUCUGUUGUUGAUAGCGGAAGAGGUGGUUUCGGUAUGGAUGGAAGUUGGAACUUACGAUUCGAUGUGCGCCCCAUCGUCUUGGACUGAUAAACUAGAGUUCUACUACAUCGUCAAUUACUACUUCAAGUACUAUGAGUUCCUCGACACGUUAUUUUUGGUCUUGAAGAAAAAACCUCUCACCUUUUUGCACGUCUUUCACCACGCCUCAACUGUAUUACUGGCUUUUGUUCAGUUGAACGGCAAACUGAGUCCAUCUUGGACCGUUGUCUCCAUCAACCUUCUGGUCCACGUUGUGAUGUAUUACUACUACUACGCAACUGCAGGAGGCGCCAAAUUCUGGUGGAAGAAAUACCUCACAGCCAUGCAAAUCAUCCAAUUCAUCAUCGACCUCUUCAUAUUCUAUUUCGGCCUGUACCAGCACUACGUCCACAAGUAUUUUCCCGCUCUUCCGCACUUUGGCGAUUGCUCUGGCAGUGAGCCGGCUGCGCUCUUUGGCUGCGCUCUUCUCACAAGUUAUUUGAUGCUCUUCGUCGAUUUUUAUAUGCGCACAUACAGCACGACACCUUCCUCUAAGGUGAAAACAAACGGAGUUGGUCAGACCGUAGUCCCAAAUGGAAUUAGCCACAUGAAACACUAGCCUUCGUGGACAAAUAGAACGUUACAUCUUAAUUGUUUCAUUGCAGAUCACGUAGCAUAUAAUAGUCUCCACGGAACACUAAUACCCGCAGUAUGGUACAAGAAGCAAGAAGUAUGGUACAAGAAGCAAGAAG